UUUGCUGGCCGGGAAAAGGAAAGUAGGAGAGAUUUUUCUGCAGUUGCAGCGCGGCAUCCUUUCGCCACGCAUCUCCUCCCGCGAGUCUCUUCCAAAGACACCCUUUUUCUCACGCUCCCAUUUGGUGUUGGUGCUGCUGCUGCUUUUGAGAUCUCUUUGAAAAGGAUUUUCUGAAUUAGUACUGCCAUGUCUGAUUUUGAAACUCAAGAUACUGAAGAGACUGUAACUUGCCUGCAAAUCACUGUUUAUCAUCCAAAUCAAGGAGAAAAACCAGUCUUCAAUGCUUUAAGCUUCUGUCAUGAACAACAGCUGAGAGCAGAUGAUAUAGUGAAAUUUGGAAGAGAUCCGAAUAUCUGUCGUUUUCACUUUGUGGAUUCACGGGUUUCACGUGUUCAGUUUUGCCUUCAGUUUUUCAGGCACUUCAACAGCUCAGAAUUUGGUUUUGAGAUUAAGAAUCUGAGCAAAAAGGGAAAGUUAUCUGUGGACGGUGUUGAACUGGCCUAUCUAAAUAAAGUCAAUCUACCAGACAAAUGUAAAGUUUGCUUUGGAGAGUACCAGAUGCAAUUGCAAAAACAAGAAGGACAAUGUGAAGACUUCUUUAACAUCUGCUUUGAAUUGGCCAGAACGCCACUGUUACAAGAAAACAACCUAUUUUUAAAAAAACCAGUAUGUGAAAGCGGCAGUUCAUACGCCCAAUUUCCAACAGAGAUGGAUGACAAUGAAUAAAUUGGAAAAUUCCAUGAAAAA
Messenger RNA from Thamnophis sirtalis, 747 nucleotides. RefSeq names its product TRAF interacting protein with forkhead associated domain (gene TIFA). Gene Ontology annotation, molecular function: protein binding. The record is from RefSeq and is a predicted model, not a curated record. Lineage: Eukaryota; Metazoa; Chordata; Lepidosauria; Squamata; Natricidae. Gene Ontology annotation, biological process: positive regulation of canonical NF-kappaB signal transduction.